AUGAAGGUCGUUGUUGUUGGAGCCGGUGUCAUUGGACUGACUACUGCCCUAACUCUGAGGAGAGAAUUAAAAUGCGAGGUGCUUGUGAUUGCCAAGGAGAUCCCUGGUGAUACUGACACUAUCUACACUUCUACCAAAGCUGGAGCUCAAUGGGUGAUGCCAAAGGAGAGCGAGCGUGCCAAGUACUCGUAUCCGAUUUACAAAGAGUUGAGUGAAAUUCCUGAGGCUUGGAUCAUGAAGAUCCCAUUGUACUGUGGAGAGAUCGGGUCAACUUCCAAGACGUUUGUGGAGCCAGCCGAGAAGUCGUUUGCUGAUGGCUACGAAUACAUCGGACAAGAUCCCGUCAAGUUCCCAGGUGUGUCUCAUAUCUACAAAUUCAACACUUUCACCAUUUCUCCUCCGCAGUACCUGAUGUACUUGGCAAGUCUGCUACUUAAGGAAGGUGUGGAGAUCCACCGUGGUGUUGUGAGAGACCUUGAUGCUGUCAAAUUCAAGGGAGAAGAUCCUGACUACAUUGUUAACAGUACAGGUAUCCAGUACAACGAUUUGGAGGGACGCAACGACCCUGAACUACGUCCCAUCAGAGGCCACACUUUGCUGAUCGAAAACAGUCUUCCUUAUCAGGUUACAUUCAACGAGGAGGACCCGGCUGAAGAAGGCGAGUUCUUGAUGGUUUUCCCAAGAAAGGAAGGAGGUUCUGUGCUCGGUGGAAUCUACGACUCCACGUCCCCAAGAUUUGAUGCCUCAAUUCAUCAGGACUUUGUCGAGAGACUGCAGAGAAAAGCAGAAAAGCAUAUUCCUGAGCUCAAGGGAAAGAUUAACAUCCUGAAGCACAAUAUCGGGUUCAGACCGCACAGAGACAGCGGCGCGCGAAUUGAGUUCGACCCGCAAAACCCCAAGCUCGUGCACAACUACGGUUGUGGAAGCCUGGGCUUUAUCGAAAGUUGGGGCUGUGCAAAAGAGGUACUUGAAUUAAUUAGAGGUUAA
Messenger RNA from Ogataea philodendri, 987 nucleotides. RefSeq lists its product as uncharacterized. Lineage: Eukaryota; Fungi; Ascomycota; Pichiomycetes; Pichiales; Pichiaceae. The record is from RefSeq and is a predicted model, not a curated record. Gene Ontology annotation, molecular function: D-amino-acid oxidase activity; FAD binding. The transcript has a single exon. The coding region runs from base 1 to 987 and encodes 328 amino acids.